Messenger RNA from Symbiodinium sp. CCMP2592, 738 nucleotides. The record is from the annotation of a GenBank genome assembly. NCBI's taxonomy places the organism in Eukaryota, Dinophyceae, Suessiales, Symbiodiniaceae.
AUGGCGGUGCUUUGGGAAGGGUGGGUGCAGUGCCAGGGAAACUGGCACUCCAGUGAGCUGCUGCUCACCUUGCAGAGCAGCCGCAAGAACAAGAGACGUGGAGCGCGGCGAUGGAUGACCGUGAAGGAGCUCGUAGACCGCUACGGCCAGGAGGUCGCCGACGAGGUUGUGGAAUACAAGUCCAGGGAUCCGGUUCUCCGAAAGACUCAGAUCAAGUGCCAUCCAGAUUGCCCUCGACUCAUGCUGUACCUAUGCUUCGACUUCGAGUGCGAGGAAGAAGAGGAAGAGGACAUUCUUGGUUACAUGGCAUCGGCCGUGUACAGAGACGGUGGGCAUGAGGAAGGCGGACGCUCGAGGAAGCGAAAGCACGAGAGCGAGGCUGAGUCUGACAGCUCGGAGAGCAGCAGCUCAUCCUCGAGUGAGGAGAAGCGCAGCAAGAAGAAAAAAAAGAAGGACAAGAAGGACAAGAAGGACAAGAAGAAGCAGGGAGGAAAGAAGCCGACAGCUGAGCAGCUUGAGCGCAAGGCUGCAGAGGAGAAGAAGAAAGAGCAGGAGAAAGAGGAAAGGCGCCAAGAGCGCCAAAACUUGAAGGAAGAGAAGCAGAGAGACAGAGAGCUCGAGCGCAAGAGGCAGACAAUCGUCAAAGAUGCAAAGAAGGCCGAUGAGAUUGGAAAGCUGGUGGGCGAUGCCAAGAAGAAGAUGAGUGAGUUUGGUAAGUUUAUGCGGGACAUGCAAUAG